Messenger RNA from Botrytis deweyae, 495 nucleotides. RefSeq lists its product as uncharacterized. The transcript has a single exon. Lineage: Eukaryota; Fungi; Ascomycota; Leotiomycetes; Helotiales; Sclerotiniaceae. Bases 1 to 495 code for a protein of 164 amino acids. The record is from RefSeq and is a predicted model, not a curated record.
AUGCACCUGCCUGGAAAUCAUACACAGCCUCGAUUGGAAAAGUACCAGCCAUUAGAUGGCCAUGACGGUGUAGAGAGAGAAGAUACAAAGAGUACAAAAAGUGAAGCAGUAAAGGCUCGUGUUAAGGAAUUAGAAGCCGAGCGAGAUGCACAAAGGGAAAAAAUAGCGAACCUUUCCAGGGAACUCCACAAGCAACGAAAAAUUACUGCCACUCAGCAGGAAAUACUUGAAAACUUGGUUAACGAAAAUAAGCGACAUUCUGGAUUAUUGAACUCUGUCCGUGAGUCUCUCAACGUCGCCAAUCACCAAGUCUUAACAACAAAGAACAUCCACAAGGAUGGGGUUACAAGCUUUAAGGAAAGUAUCAAGUUUCUUAAGAAUGGUCGAAUUGUAGUAAAAACUGUGGCUGACGAGCACACCAUUGAGCUCAACAAACUCAGAAAACGUUUGCAGAUCUUAGAAGAGCGUGACUUGGGCGCGGAAGAUGAUGUAUAA